Messenger RNA from Nymphalis io (European peacock), 807 nucleotides. RefSeq lists its product as uncharacterized. The record is from RefSeq and is a predicted model, not a curated record. The transcript is spliced from 3 exons. The coding region runs from base 124 to 807 and encodes 227 amino acids. Lineage: Eukaryota; Metazoa; Arthropoda; Insecta; Lepidoptera; Nymphalidae.
CGUUUGCAGGAUACCGUAUUUCAUAACUUAAAUGUAUUGCCUUUUACCUUCGCUGUUACUGAUAUAGAUAGACUUGAUGAACAAAUAGAUAACGUGGUCCCUUACCAUUCAAAUGUCAUUAUAAUGAGCUGCGCAGAUAUAGACGAAUUUGAAAAAGCUAUGAAAAAAAUUGUAACUUUGCCUUACUGGCACUCUCUAGCAAAUAUUAUUUUAUAUUUUCAUACUAAACAUGAUAAAGAGGCUAUUGCAAAAAUAUUUUUUAUUUAUUGGUAUUAUAGAGCAAUUAAUGUUGUAAUUGUACAAUACGAUGAAACUGAAAAUGAAAUGAACAUUUCGUUUUAUAGUCCAUUCAUGACGGAAAAUUACAAGGCACUCAAUCUUGGAACUUGCCUUGGAUUUGAAACGGAAAAAAUACCAUUACAAAAUUUGAAUCAGAUAAAGAAAUUGAAUCUUUUUGAAGACAAGGGAAAAAACUUACAUGGUUUCACUUUUUACGCGUAUACCGUCGAAGUCUUACCAUUUCUUAAGUUACAGGAACAUGAAAAUGGGACUUAUACAUAUCAUCGUAGAGAUGGAAUGAUAUGGAAUACUUUGGCAGAGCUGCUUAAUUUUAAAAUAGAUAUAGCCCCAGCAAAAAAAGCAAUCAAAGAAAAAUUUGAUUAUAAAAUAAAUAUUUUACAAGUUUUUUCAUUUGCUCAAAGAAAGGCAGACUUAAUUUUGUUUCCGUUAUAUCAAUUCGAUUUAAUAAUAGCGGAGAUAGAUUACACGGUUCCAUUUCUAGACAGCGGUAACAGAUCGGAAGAUUGA